Messenger RNA from Sitodiplosis mosellana (orange wheat blossom midge), 1902 nucleotides. RefSeq names its product lysM and putative peptidoglycan-binding domain-containing protein 2 (gene red). The transcript is spliced from 4 exons. The record is from RefSeq and is a predicted model, not a curated record. The coding region runs from base 535 to 1254 and encodes 239 amino acids. NCBI's taxonomy places the organism in Eukaryota, Metazoa, Arthropoda, Insecta, Diptera, Cecidomyiidae.
AUAUUCGAAUUGUUAUCUUAUCCUUAUCAUUGAUCUUGGUCCUGUCGAGAAAAAAAGAAGAAAUAAUAAAAUCAACCAAAUGAUUUUAGUUCCACCAUAUCACAUAAGGCAACGAACGCGGAGUGCCAGUCCGAUUGUGUUGAUUGAAACGAACGUGUGUGUGACAGUGUAGCGGAAAGAGUUUGCUUGGCAGAGAGAUAGUGACAGUAGUUUUAUGUAGCGAACACACUGUACGCACAUCCAUCGCACAUAUAAAUUCAAUUGAAGCAUCAAAAUCAUAUGACAGUGUGUCGAAGUGUAAGAAGAAAAUCCAAGUUUCAAAAAUAAUCGCAUAUAAAUAUAGUGAUAGUUUGACAGUUCCUUUGCCUUGGUUGCUUAGUAAAUAUUUCUUCGAGCUUGCCAAUUGUUAGUUUUGUUGUUUUUUCUUUCGCUCUCACUCGCUCUCUGUGGCAAAUAUCCAAUCAAUGCCUGAGAUAAUUCAUUUUUAAAUGGUGAGAGGUAACUGUGAGGGCAUAUGUGGCGCUCAUCGUAGCUAUGGAAAGCGAUAAUUUGUUCAACGAACGACAAUCUAUUCGAGACUCGGCCCGACAGUUGAAAAAAUAUGGAAGCACUUGUAAUCACGUUCGGAAUAAUGAGUACCUAAUACGUCACAAUCUACAACAAACCGAUACGCUGCAAGGAAUUGCAUUGAAAUAUGGAUGCACGACGGAACAAAUUCGACGAGUGAAUCGUUUAUUUGCUCAAGAUAGUCUAUUUCUUCGGCAAUAUUUGAUGAUACCAGUCGAUCGGGAUACAUCACUGCAACAUAACCAGUUCGUUAAGUCAAUGUCGUUGCCGGCCAAUGCAGAUGACACCGAAUCACCAACAUAUGCCGGAUCAUCACGUUUACCAUCACCGAAUGCAUCGAACAGUCCAACAGCCAACUUAAAUGAUAAUAUACUUAGUCCGGAUGAGGAGAGUAAAAAGUCUAUCGAGGAUUUCUUAGGUAAAAUUGACUCGAACCUUGCGAAAACGAAGAAAUAUGUAAAAAAUAGCCAAAGUAGCUUAAAUAAGUUAGCAUCGAUAGAGGAUAAUGACUUUCAAGAAAAUACACACUCGGCGGCCGCAUAUGCGCUUUCAUCAUCCUACCACAGUGGUGGCUAUGGCAGCAGUGGUGCAAGCAAUGGCACUCAAAUGGUCGUUACACAUGGUAAACGAGUAAAAACUUCGUUGCACAGAUUAGAAGAGCAACAAGACGAAUUCUACCAGCUAUAGUUAGUUCAGACUUUGUUCUACCAAUUUCGAAUGUUCAAAAAUGGAAGAAAAAUUUAUUCAAAAUUAAAUGUCAUUUAAAUUACAAACCAACCGUGAUAUCGGGAAAACUCAAAACAAACCGCCUGCAGCUAAUCUCGUUUGGGCAACUCAGAUGAAAAUUGUAUUUACAGAGAAUUAUAAAUGAAAUGAAAUGCAACUAAUAAAAACCAAUCACAAGUUCAAAUCAAAUGUACCAAACUAGGGACAAAGCAAUUUGUACAUUCAGAAAAAGAAAUAACUAAUAAAUAAUGCUAGCAUUAAGGGCACCAAAAUAACACCGUAACGUAUAAACUCACCCAAACCACAUAUACACAAACACACACAGAAAAAAAAACUGUAAUCGAAUGAAAGAGGAUGAAAGCCAGAGAGAGGACUACUCUAAGCAAAUUCGAGCGUUAUAGAUAACACAAAAUCACACAAUAAGCUGUAAAAAAGAGAAGAAAAAAAUUAAAGAAAGAAGAUAUAUAAUCUAAUAUUGGUAACUCUUAAUUUAUGUAAUCUACUUGUACUAUAGAAUUACAAUGUUAUGUUGUGUAAAUCGAUAAAGACCUUGGAAAGGAAGUUUGUCCAAAUAAAAACAGAGAAGAAAUGCUUCAAAAUCAAAUUAAA